UAAAUGGGAGUAACGGCGAUUGAUCUGGACCGUCCAGUUACUCUUCUUCCCUCUCUUCAAAAUCGGGGGGAAAAAUGCAAAAAUCCCUUAGCGCCAAAACUCGCUCUUCUUCUUCCUCAUUUCAAAGCAGAACUAGGGUUUUGAAAUAUCUGACUCUCGAUCCAAAAACCCUCUCUGCACAAGCAAUGGACUCUUCAUCUUCUCGCCCGAUCCUCAUCCACGACGACAAUGUAGAUGCGCAAUCCGACGAUGCCUUUCUCCAGUUCGUCGAUUACGCGCGAUCGAUGCUAUUGUCGGAAGAAAACGGCGAAUCGGACGUAGGAGAAGAAGACGAGAAUCGGCGGGGCCUAUCAUGGAGCUGGAUCGUCUCUCGGAUUCUGAAGACAUGCAUCGCGUACUCCAGCGGAGUCACUUCCGCCAUUCUCUUAUCCGAUCUCUUCCAGGCAUGGAAUGAGCAGCAUAGAUCUGGGAUUUCAAAAGGUAGACUAGAAGGCAUGGUUUGUAUGAGGAAGAAGCACAGGAGAACGAGGCUUCCAAACACCGUCACAGUUGAUUCAAUUUAUGAGAAAAAUUUCCUUUCAGUAAAUAGUGUCUUGGAAGCUGUUGUUUUGAAUGCCUAUCUACUUCCAGGUACAAACAUAUACAUGCUCACUCUGGGAGAUUUUUGGAGCUCAUCUACCAUUGAUCUUUAUCUCCAUUGCAGAUACUAUGACUUGGUGCGUCCUGAUUAUGGGAUUCUGAGGAAAGGACGCGAGAUCUUUCUCACUGGAUGCCAUCUUAGGAGUGCCAGGGAAGGAUCUGGCCACCCACGGCUUUUGCCAACAGAAUACCUGGUGAUAUUGUUAGAUGAGGAUGAAGAUGAAGAUGCAAUGCUUCUUGGAGCUCAGUUUUGUUCAGAUUCUUUCUCUUCCAUCUCAUUUGAUGCUGUGAAGGACGGUACAUCAUAUUCCUUGUAUGCAAGGAUUGAAUCAAUUGGGUUAUUGGAAACUCAUGGAAAGUUCGGUUGUUUACAGCGGAAACAAAUCACUCUUGUUGAUAAUGAUGGUAUCAAGUUAAAGUUUCUCUUGUGGGGAGAGCAGGUUCUCCUUGCAAAUCUUUUCAGUGUAGGAAGUAUGCUUGCAUUGGAUAGACCUUUCAUUGCAAAUGUUAUAGACAGUGAUAUGCAAACAAAUGCUGAAAUCUGUCUUGAAUAUGGUAGCGCCACGCAGUUAUAUUUGGUCCCCUUUAUUCAACAUGAAGAGCAGGUACUUGUAGCAUCCACACCAAAUCGGUGUCAAGGAUCAAGGCUGUUGAAUGGAUUGAGCCAAAGUCAGGGUCCUAAAGUUUCUCAAGUGGCAUUGCCCUGCAAUUCUGAAGGCUCUAUUGACUUUAGUAAUUAUCCUUUCAGAUCAUUUAUUGUUGAUCUUCGUGACAAGAUGACUGGAAUCAGCCUUUAUGGUGCUGUAACAAACAUCUUAAGAGAAAGCAAUACUGAAGAAGCUAUAUUUUCUCUGACAAUUGAAGAUACAACAGGAGCAAUUGUGGCAAAGCUGCACUUUGUCAGAUCUUGGUCGUUGGGAAGAUUGGGCCUUGGUCACACAAUAUACAUUUCUGGCUUGACAUGUUCUAUUACCAAACAAAAGAAGCUGGAAGUGUUGUGGUUUGAGAAGGAGGUUGGAGCAUCUUUGGUUAAUCUAAGCUCCUUGCCAGCUCUGCUGAACUCAUCCUGUCUCCAUAAGUUAUCUUAUCUCUCUGAUCUCUCCAGCCAAACUAAUAUCAUGCAUAUAUGCAAUGUCCGCCUUGACCAGAUCGAAUAUCAUAACGUAAAUUCAAGAUUUUCCCAUGUGCUUUGUGGGCAAUCUGUGAAUGAGAAAUCCGAUGGGUUUGUGGAGUGCAAGUUCUGCCAUUGCACUUGUGAUGGUGAGAUCAUCCGUACCUUCCAUUUGGAACUGACCAUUGCAGAUGAGAGUGGAAAGAUUUUUGCAUGGUGUGCUUGUCAAACAGCAGCAGAGUUGCUGCAAAUUUCUCCUGAUGAAUUCUAUGAGCUGCCAGAGGACGAACAAGCUAUGUAUCUUUAUACGCUUGAAAAUGAAAGAUUCAUGGCUGCGAUUGUUAAUAACAAGAGGCGGAGCAAUGGGCUUGAUGGUUCAAACCUAGAAAAUGAUUCAACCACAUGGGAGAUUGUGCGCACUCUCAAAUGUGAAUAGCAUGUUGUCAUAUGGAAAGACUUGUUCUGGAUGUCAACACCUUUGGAGCAAAGGAUGCACGGCAGGCAUUGAGUCAGAAAUGGAAACAGUCACAUCUUGAUAAGGAUUGAAUGACUUGUCGAGUUGUAGAGGUGGGCCAGAGAUGCAAAGGUGGGGUGGAUCGAGGUGA
Molecule: messenger RNA, 2355 nt
Organism: Magnolia sinica
Lineage: Eukaryota; Viridiplantae; Streptophyta; Magnoliopsida; Magnoliales; Magnoliaceae
Exons: 13
Coding region: 75-2186 (703 amino acids)
Source: RefSeq, a predicted model, not a curated record